AUGGUUCUGGAAGAACGCCAUGAUCAUGCUCCUAAUCACAUCUCCAUGUCCGAGGUGAUGGAGGAGCUGAAGCUGAUGAGGAGCCUGUGCCUGCCCAUCUCGGCGCUCAACCUGCUGCACUACGUGAAGAGCAUGGUCACCGUGCUCUGCAUGGGACUGCUGGGGCGCGACGAGCUCGCCGGCGGCGCGCUGGCCGUGGGGCUCACCAACGUCACCGGCUACUCGGUGCUGUCGGGCCUCGCGCUCGGCCUGGAGCCCGUCGCCGGCCAGGCGUUCGGGUCCGGGAACCCGGGGGCGGCGCGGCGGGCGCUGCGCCGCGCCGUGCUGCUCCUCCUCGCCGCGUCGCUCCCCGUCGCGGCGCUCUGGGCGUGCGCGGGCCGCGCCAUGCGCGCCGCGCAGCAGGACGCCGCCGUGGCGCGCGUCGCCGGCAGCUACUGCCGCUACGCCAUCCCGGACCUCGCCGCCACCAGCGUCCUCCUCCCGGCGCGCGUCUACCUCCGUAGCAAGGGCGAGCCCGGGAGGCUAACCUCCUGCAUGGCGCUCGCCGUCGCGCUCCACGUGCCGGCCACCGUCUACCUCGGCGCGAGGCUGCGCGUGCCCGGCGUCGCCAUGGCCACCUGCGCCACCAACCUCGCCACGCUGGCCUUCCUAUGGAUCUCCCUCACCUGGGCCGGCACGGCCCAGAAGGAACCGGACGAACCAACCGGUUCAGCUGAAUGGGCCGACAUGGCCCAUUUCUCCGAAUGGGCUCAGCUGCUCCGUCUGUCCCUCCCAAGCUGCCUGAGCGUGUGCUUGGAGUGGUGGUGGUACGAGCUCAUGACCAUCACCGCCGGUUAUCUCCGGGAUCCGGCCGCCACGCUGGCGGCGGCGGCCAUCGUCAUACAGACCACCUCGCUGCUCUACACGAUCUCGGUCACCCUAAGCUCCGCCGUGUCAGCCCGCGUCGCGUACGAGCUCGGGGCAGGACGACCGAGAUCGGCCCACGUCUCGUUCGUGGUAGCAAUGGGUCUCGCGAUGGUAGGUUCGUGCGUAGGGCUCGCAUGGGCCACGUUGGGCCGACGGCCAUGGGUCCAUGUGUUCACCGAUGAUCCCACGGUGCAGUCACUCGCAGCAAGUGUGCUACCCGUUGUUGGGCUAUGUGAGCUCGCAAACUGCCCACAGACGACCGGUUGCGGCGUCCUACGUGGCAGCGCGCGCCCGGUCGUCGGGGCGGCCAUCAACCUGUGCUCCUUCUACCUCGUUGGCGCCCCCGUCGCACUGGUCCUUGCUUUUGGGCUUGACAUGGGCUUCUUGGGCCUUUGUCUUGGGCUCCUUUCAGCCCAGGUCGUUUGCCUUCUGUGUGUGGGCUUUGCUACUUUCCAAACCGAUUGGGAGGCAGAGGCUCUGAAGGCCUUUCAUUUGGUUGGUAGUGGAGAUGACAAGGGAGGUUUGGCCCAGAAGGAAAAUGUAUAGAUUGUACAAAAAAUUGUAUGGUUUGAUUCUAAAUCUUUUGCACAA
Molecule: messenger RNA, 1497 nt
Organism: Oryza brachyantha (malo sina)
Lineage: Eukaryota; Viridiplantae; Streptophyta; Magnoliopsida; Poales; Poaceae
Product: protein DETOXIFICATION 55-like
Exons: 2
Coding region: 1-1452 (483 amino acids)
Biological process (GO): xenobiotic detoxification by transmembrane export across the plasma membrane
Cellular component (GO): membrane
Molecular function (GO): xenobiotic transmembrane transporter activity; antiporter activity
Source: RefSeq, a predicted model, not a curated record